GUUCCGCUCGCUGGAUUCUCUAGUACAGUUUCGACUGUGACCCACGUGCAGUCCUUAUGCAAGGUUUUUCCUGAGACUAUGCUACAAAAGAGUUUCUCUGGUGCUGCAAAAACGAUGACAAUUAGGGAUGCUCUCAACUCUGCACUUGAUGAAGAGAUGGCUGCAGAUUCCAAAGUUUUUUUGAUGGGCGAGGAGGUUGGUGAGUAUCAGGGAGCAUACAAGGUUUCCAAAGGCCUUCUUCAGAAGUAUGGUCCUGAUAGAGUCCUUGAUACCCCUAUCACGGAGGCUGGCUUUGCUGGAAUUGGUAUUGGGGCAGCACUUUAUGGUCUACGUCCUGUUGUGGAGUUUAUGACAUUUAAUUUCUCUAUGCAGGCUAUAGAUCAUAUAAUCAAUUCUGCUGCAAAAUCAUUUUAUAUGUCUGGAGGUGGAAUAUCUGUACCAAUUGUCUUCAGAGGACCUAACGGGGCUGCUGCUGGUGUUGGUUCUCAACACUCUCAGUGUUAUGCCGGUUGGUAUGGAACUUGUCCUGGACUUAAGGUGCUGGCUCCUUACUCAUCAGUAGAUGCUCGAGGGCUGCUAAAAGCUGCCAUUAGGGACCCAGAUCCUGUUGUUUUUCUGGAAAAUGAAUUGUUGUAUGGUGAAACAUUUCCUGUUUCAGAGGAAGCCCUUGAUUCUAAUUUCUGUCUUCCAAUUGGAAAAGCUAAGAUAGAACGGUCUGGAGACCAUGUGACUAUUACAUCUUUCUCUAAGAUGGUCAGUUAUGCACUUCAGGCUGCAGAUAUACUUUCCAAGGAAGGGAUCAGUGCAGAGGUCAUAAAUCUGCUAUCAAUAAGGCCACUUGAUAGAGAAACCAUCUUUGCAUCUGUCAAGAAGACCAAUCGGCUUGUUACUGUUGAAGAAGGUUUCCCGCAGUGUGGUGUCUCUGCAGAAAUUGGUCAAUCGGUGAUGGAGGAGUGCUUUGAUCACCUUGAUGCACCAGUGCUUAGAGUUGGCGGGGCCGAUGUGCCCAUGCCAUAUGCAGCUAAUCUGGAAAGGAUUGCUCUUCCCCAGGUUGACGACAUUGUACGUGUGGUGAAGAGGCAACUAGAUGUUGGUUAGCUCUAGCUCUCCAUCUCCAGCAGUCCUUGGUUGAUUCUGCAAGGUGGGAUUCAUACUACCUUUUGAGAAGCAGAGUGGGGGGUUUCCUUUUCUCCGUUUUCUGAAUCUUUGGUCUGUCUCUGUUUUCUUUCUACCUGCUAGUACAUAUCGUUACUUAAAGAUCAACAGAUCUACCCGUUGAGAUUUUGUCAUGGGGAAUCAGCUAAUGGGAUGAAGGUGUGCCCCCUGUAAAUAUAGCUAGAGAUGUGUCGUUGCAUGCAGGCAUGUCUUGCAAGCAAACAAUGUGGUGACACCAUUUACAUCAACACGCCGACGCCGACAAUAAAUAAUGUGCAGUAUAAAUGUGAACAGUGUGGUGAUAUAAACAUGU
This is a messenger RNA of Nymphaea colorata (pocket water lily), 1468 nucleotides long. Its product is annotated as pyruvate dehydrogenase E1 component subunit beta-1, mitochondrial. Lineage: Eukaryota; Viridiplantae; Streptophyta; Magnoliopsida; Nymphaeales; Nymphaeaceae. Gene Ontology annotation, molecular function: pyruvate dehydrogenase (acetyl-transferring) activity. Bases 79 to 1098 code for a protein of 339 amino acids. The record is from RefSeq and is a predicted model, not a curated record. Gene Ontology annotation, biological process: pyruvate decarboxylation to acetyl-CoA. The transcript has 14 exons.